Chrysochloris asiatica (Cape golden mole) is the source of this 3980-nucleotide messenger RNA. RefSeq names its product oxysterol binding protein-like 11 (gene OSBPL11). Gene Ontology annotation, cellular component: membrane; cytosol; intracellular membrane-bounded organelle. The record is from RefSeq and is a predicted model, not a curated record. The transcript is spliced from 13 exons. Lineage: Eukaryota; Metazoa; Chordata; Mammalia; Afrosoricida; Chrysochloridae. Bases 59 to 2338 code for a protein of 759 amino acids. Gene Ontology annotation, molecular function: sterol binding.
AAAAAGGCACCUCCAGAGCUACCCUACAAAAUUGCUCUCUCCCGCCCAAGAAGGGACAAUGGACUUUGGAGUUAAGAUGCAGGGAGGAGAACCACUGUCAACCAUGAAAGUCUCCGAGAGCGAAGGCAAGCUGGAGGCCCUGGCCACAGCGUUGACCCCGAACAAAACCAGCAGCAACAGCAGCUGUGGUGGUGGUGGGAUCAGCAGCAGCAGCAGCAGCAGCAGCCGCGGUGGCAGUGCUAAAGGCUGGCAGUACAGUGAUCACAUGGAAAAUGUGUCCGGUUAUUUAAUGAAGUACACCAACUUGGUCACUGGGUGGCAGUACAGGUUUUUUGUUUUAAAUAAUGAAGCUGGACUAUUGGAGUAUUUUGUGAAUGAACAGUCUAGAAAUCAAAAACCCAGAGGUACUUUGCAGCUUGCAGGAGCUGUAAUAUCACCCAGUGAUGAGGACUCUCACACCUUCACUGUUAAUGCUGCCAGUGGGGAACAGUAUAAACUCAGAGCCACAGAUGCUAAGGAACGACAACAUUGGGUUAGCAGACUUCAGAUAUGUACACAGCAUCACACUGAAGCUAUUGGAAAGAAUAAUCCUCCUCUGAAGUCACGGAGCUUCUCACUUGCAUCUAGUGGCAAUUCUCCGAUAUCCCAGAGAAGACCAAGUCAAAAUGCCAUUUCUUUUUUUAAUGUUGGACAUUCCAAACUGCAGUCAGUGAGCAAAAGAGCUCACUUACCUCCAGACCAUCUUGUGGAAGUCAGAGAAAUGAUGUCACAUGCUGAAGGACAACAGAGAGACUUAAUUAGACGAAUUGAAUGCCUUCCUACUUCUGGCCAUCUUAGUUCCUUGGACCAGGAUCUGUUAAUGCUCAAAGCAACUUCCAUGGCAACUAUGAACUGCCUAAAUGAUUGCUUUCAUAUUCUUCAGUUGCAGCAUGCAUCACAUCAGAAGGGCUCAUUGCCUUCAGGAACGACAAUUGAGUGGUUAGAACCAAAGAUACCUUUAUCAAACCACUAUAAAAAUGGAGCUGACCAGCCCUUUGCAACUGAGCAGAGCAAGCCAGUGGCAGUCCCAGAAGAGCAGUGUGUUGCAGAAUCUGGACUAUUAGCAAGGGAGCCUGAAGAAAUAAAUGCUGACGAUGAGGUGGAGGAUACCUGUGAUGAUAAGGAGGAUGACUUGGGGGCUGUGGAAGAGCAGCGCAGUGUUAUCCUGCAUCUCCUGUCACAGCUCAAGCUGGGCAUGGAUUUGACAAGAGUGGUACUUCCUACAUUUAUCCUAGAGAAGCGUUCCCUGCUGGAAAUGUAUGCAGACUUUAUGUCUCAUCCAGACCUAUUCAUAGCCAUCACUAAUGGAACCACAGCUGAGGACAGAAUGAUGCGUUUUGUUGAGUACUACCUUACUUCAUUUCAUGAAGGCCGUAAGGGAGCCAUUGCUAAGAAACCAUACAAUCCUAUCAUUGGAGAAACAUUUCACUGUUCCUGGAGCAUGCCGAAAAGUGAGCUAGCAUCCAGUGAUAUCAGCUGCUCUUCUACCCAAGCAAUCACAAGUCAAGCUCCUCUGUCAGACGAGUCUCUGAACCAGGUGGGAUCAGACUGUUACACAGUCAGAUUUGUUGCUGAGCAGGUUUCCCAUCAUCCUCCAGUCUCAGGAUUUUAUGCAGAAUGUGCAGAGAGGAAGAUGUGUGUAAAUGCGCACAUCUGGACUAAAAGCAAAUUCUUAGGCAUGUCAAUAGGCGUAACAAUGGUUGGAGAAGGUACCCUUUGUCUACUGGAACAUGGAGAAGAGUAUACAUUUUCCCUACCCUGUGCAUACGCCCGGUCAAUUCUAACUGUUCCUUGGGUAGAACUGGGUGGCAAAGUGAGUGUCAACUGUGCAAAGACCGGGUACUCAGCCAGCAUCACUUUUCAUACGAAGCCGUUUUAUGGUGGCAAACUACACCGAGUUACAGCUGAAGUCAAGCAUAACAUCACCAACACUGUGGUAUGCAGAGUGCAAGGGGAAUGGAAUAGUAUUCUUGAGUUCACUUACAGCAAUGGAGAGACAAAGUAUAUAGACUUGACGAAAUUGACAGUGACGAAGAAAAGAGUAAGGCCUCUGGAGAAGCAGGAUCCAUUUGAAUCCAGACGCUUAUGGAAAAACGUGACAGACUCUCUGAGGGAAUCUGAAAUUGAUAAGGCUACAGAGCAUAAACGUACCCUGGAAGAACGCCAGAGAACCGAAGAAAGGCACCGGACUGAAACAGGCACACCGUGGAAAACCAAGUAUUUUAUUAAAGAGGGAGAUGGCUGGGUUUAUCACAAACCCCUUUGGAAAACAGUUUCAGCAGCACAACCAGUGGAGUGACACCCACUUUGUAAGACUCAACCCAGUGAGGUUCUUCUCUGUUUACCCUUCACCCCCAAGAACAGAGUCAUUGCACUGCGUGAACUGCUUCCUGAUUGGACAAACUGACACUAGCUAAAAAACGAAUGUACCUUCAAGGGCACGGCAGGACUGCCGCGAGACCAAAGUGUGGGUGAGGCACAACGGACCUCUCAUCAACUUGUUUCAUGUGAUGUGAGCAAUAGCAUAUGAAAACUUUUGCCUCAAUUACUAGACAAUUAAUCCUUUGUCCAGUUCCUGCACCUACAGCUAAAUUUGAAUCCCCUAUUUCUGCGUAGUGGCAGCAGAUACAUACAACAAUGAAAACCCAGUGAUUUCUUAAUUAUUUCUUUCAAGUAAAAAGUGAAGUCUCUUUCAGAGUUUGUGCUUUGCUUUCUGUCAGUAGCUGAAGUAUUCACUACUCUUAUAAACAGACCAAGAGGAGGAGGACGAUACCACAGAAGUGGAUUCAGCCAUUGUGCCUGAGAUCAGUGUUAAAACAAACCAACCAGGUUGUAGUGACAAGGCAUUCUGUUCCUUCAGAAAGACAGUAUGUGCCUGUGUUUGAGGAGCUUACCCAUGAUCCACCUCUGUUGGAACUCUUUUUAAAAGGCUAUUUAUAAAGUGAUUAGAAUUAAUAACCAUGGAGAAUUUUUUCUUCAGAACAUUUUAAUAUACUUGAAAACAGCAUUGACUUGAAAAAUCCAGAACAUUUUUCACUAUCUAGUUUUAUUAAAUAUUACACUUGAGACAAUUUUUUAAAUGUGUUCGUUCAUGUUGAUAUGAUGAGAUUUCAGCCUUUCAAGAACUUUAAGGCAUAGACAAUAGCAAACGUUUUAAAAAAUAUAAAUAAAACUGUUACUUUUUCCCUUCCUUUUUUGUUGUUGUUUUGCUUGUAGAUUACUAUCCAGUAUUAUGUGCUGUCCCCCUGGAUAAGUAUGCUCGAUCUUAACCUCUCUUCACUCAAAAUUUGAAACAACUAUUCAUAUUUGUCAGUAAUUCAGAAGCUAUCCCUGUGACUGAGAGCAUGCAAGGUAUAGUCUUAUUUUCUUUUCAAAGAAGCUUAAAAGCUGAAGAAAGAGUAUGAAAUAAAAUAUGAGGAAAUUGUAUUUAGGUACACAUCUUUUUUAAAAUAGUAUUUUAUUGAGGUUGAAAACUGACUGGCAAUUAGAAGAAUAGUGCUAAUUAUAGCUUCCAUCAUUCUUUCAAGUGUUUAUUGAGCACCUACAGAAGGUGCUCAACAUUUGUUACUACAAGCUUCCUUAAUUUUCCAAGAGUGGUGCCUUACUCUGAUCCUUCCAAUGUGGUCUUCCAAUCAAUGUGUGUGUAAUAGACCCUUGUUCACCGGCCAUUGUAGGUGGCGGUGGCGAUUGCAUCGUCAUAAGUUUCAGCUUUGUGCUCUGAUAAAUUGUGUUUUAUUAAAGGGUUUAGUAGAAUGAAAACGUUGAAAUUUAUUCAUCAAAUUAUAAGUCUUAAGGAAAAGAAUUGGUUUAUGCACAACCAUUUUAAUGACUCCCUUGUUCAUUUUUGCUGUGAAAUGCACUGAAAAAAAGAAAAAUCUCAAAAUGAGUCAUACAUAGUUCAUGUGUUGGGAACAUUGAAAAAUAAUAAAACUAGCAAACAA